GGCAGUAAAACAGGUUAGUCUGCACCAGAAUAUAUAAAGCAGCAACUGUUGAAGGUUUAUUAUCCUCUGAACUUCCAUCAGGAGACAGUCUACCAGCAGGACGAGUAAAAGCGAACAUGAAGCUGGGCUUGGUGUUGGUGCUGGUUGUGGCGGCACUGCUGCCCGACCUCUUUGAGAGUCGAACUGUCACCAAAUGUGAGCUGAAGGAAAAACUUCAGGACAAAAUCUACCUGCCUAGAAAGCUUAGGAGGCAUAGGGAUGAAGUCCUGUCACUAAUUAUCUGUGAGGUCAGCAGGCAGUCCAAUCUGAGCACCAGCCUGGUCAACGUAGACGGUUUCCGCUUUUCCAUGACCACAGCCCUGCCAACAACCGAGGGAAUGGAACCAGAGACCGAAGCCACUACUACUACCACCACGACUGCUGGACCCGUUUCCUCAAUGUUGACCACAGCAGCUGGUGGCAGCAGAAAAAAGCGAAGGGCCUCCAGAAGAAGGCAUAAAUCAGAGGAAUCACAGGAAUCACUGAAUGACAUGGAAAACAAGUUUGAUGAGGAAGAGAUGGAGAGAGAUGAUGAACGCCUCAGCAAGGAGAGCAGCUCAGAGGAGGGCGGAUCCUCACACCCCAAGAUUACGCUCUGGUCCCUUGGCUACUACGGUAUCUUCCAGCUGAGGGACAGCCUCUUCUGUGAUUCUGGUUACCGCUGGUCCAAAAAUCUGUGUGGGAAAUCUUGCACAGAUUUCACUGACGACGACAUAACCGAUGACAUUGACUGCUUCGUCAGCACUAAUUACCACUGGUACAUCUUCAGGAGCAUCUCCCAUCAGUGCUUCAAACAGAGGAAAACCUUCCUCCAAGAUUGCUCCUAAGGCUCUGAGAGCAUGUUUUCUGCCACCAGGUGUAACUCCACCAUAAGACGACUUGCAUUCUGAAGUAUUACUUUCUUUCCAUUGUUGAUUACUGUAAUUGCUUUCUUUAAACCAUAGAGAUAAAAACAUUGGAGCAGUUUGAUUUUGGGUUUUCUUUUUUGGGUUAUUUGAUGAUGAUAUAUCUAAUAACUAAUCAAUAAAGACAAUAAAGGUGAAAGGUUGGCUGUGA
Molecule: messenger RNA, 1095 nt
Organism: Poecilia latipinna (sailfin molly)
Lineage: Eukaryota; Metazoa; Chordata; Actinopteri; Cyprinodontiformes; Poeciliidae
Exons: 6
Coding region: 117-866 (249 amino acids)
Molecular function (GO): lysozyme activity
Source: RefSeq, a predicted model, not a curated record